AUGAUAGAAUGUCAGGUGUUGGAACCCCUGGAACUCCUGGAACCCCUAGAACAACUAGAACUCCUGGAACUCCUGGAACCCCUGGAACUCCUGGAACCCCUGGAACCCCUAGAGCCCCUGGAACUCCUGGAACCCCUAGAUCCCCUAGAACUCCUGGAACCCCUGGAACCCCUGGAACUCCUGGAACCCCUAGAUCCCCUAGAACUCCUGGAACCCCUGGAACUCAUUGAACCCAUAGAACUCCUGGAACCCCUAGAUCUCCUGGAACCCCUGGAACCCCUAGAACUCCUGGAACUCCUGGAACCCCUAGAGCCCCUGGAUCUCCUGGAACUCCUGGAACCCCUAGAACCCCUGGAACCCAUAGAACUCCUGGAACUCCUGGAACUCCUGGAACCCCUAGAACCCCUGGAACUCCUGGAACCCCUGGAACUCCUGGAACCCCCUCGUUUGUUAUGUCAUAAGUCAUGUUAGAUCAAAUAGAAUCUAUCCAAUUACAAUACUUUCUUUAUUGCAUCAUAGUCAGUUAGACAACAUGAUUUACAUUGCAAAUACAAAAUAUAAAAAGAACGAAAUACACAAACACAGUAGGCCUAAGCUUACAUAUAAAUAGCAAAUAACCUGUCAAAAAAUACCAUUUGUACAGCAGGACUUCCCAGUUCAGCUUUCCAUUCCAGUUAAAUACAUGUAUUUCAGUUUAAAAUUACAUUGUUGAUUAUGGUAUUUGGUUACGGUUUUCAACAAAAUAAAAGACAUACAGUGGAAUCAGUUUCGUUGCGUUAUUUGGUCUGCUCUGUUCGACUACCUCAAUCAUCAUGUGAUACAUCAUCCACAGCACACGACUAAAGUAAAAUACAGCUUAAUGACUCUGUGCGUGUCGGUGUGUGUGUGUAGGUUUUGCAGGUACCCCAGGCUACCUAUCUCCAGAGGUACUGAGGAAGGAGGCCUAUGGUAAACCUGUAGACAUUUGGGCCUGUGGUGAGUACAGAUCACUUUAUUAUCUCUCUGUCUUAUCCCUCUCUCCAUCUCUCUCUCACCCUCUCUCUUCAAUAUCUCCUGCCCCUCUCACCACUCAACGUGUGUGUGUGUGUGUGUGUGUGUGUGUGUGUGUGUGUGUGUGUGUGUGUGUGUGUGUGUUUAUGUAUAGGUGUGAUCCUGUACAUCCUGCUAGUGGGGUAUCCUCCAUUUUGGGAUGAGGACCAACACAAACUCUACCAGCAAAUCAAAGCAGGAGCCUAUGACGUGAGUUUUACAUACACACACACACACACACACACACACACACUCACAUGCAAGCGCACACUCACAAGCACACACACACUCUGUCACCUCUGUCUAUCAAUCUGUUUGACAAAAGGGAGGGUGUGUGUCUGUGUGUGUGUCUGUGUGUGUGUCUGUGUGUGUGUCUGUGUUUGUGUGUGUGUUUUUGCAUAUGUGUGUGUGUGUGUGUGUGUAUGUGUAUGUUUGUGUGUAUGUAGUUUCCGUCUCCAGAGUGGGACUCGGUGACUCCAGAAGCCAAGAACCUGAUUAACCAGAUGUUGACUAUUAACCCUGCCAAGAGGAUAACUGCCCAGGAGGCCCUCAAACACCCAUGGGUCUCCGUAAGUACACACACACACACACACACACACACACACUUUUCCUCUCUGUUUGACAUUGUCUAUCUCUCUCUCUAUCUCUCUCCAGCAACGCUCCACGGUGGCGUCCAUGAUGCACAGACAGGAGACAGUGGAGUGCCUGAAGAAGUUCAACGCCAGGAGGAAACUCAAGGUCUGCUCUCUCUUAAUAAUCUCAUAAUCCACAGGAAUACCUUCACUUUAAACAUAUGUGAGCCUUCUCACUAACCUAGUAACCUACCACUCACCCAGUCUCUUUAUUUCUCUAUUCCUCUCUCUCUUCCCGUCUCGCUCUCUCUCUCCUAAUCUCUCUUUCGCUCUCUCUCUCCCCCCAUCUCUCUUCCUCUCUCUGUCCAUAGGGAGCAGUCCUGACUGCUAUGCUG
Messenger RNA from Coregonus sp. 'balchen', 1996 nucleotides. Lineage: Eukaryota; Metazoa; Chordata; Actinopteri; Salmoniformes; Salmonidae. The record is from the annotation of a GenBank genome assembly.